UACUCAUGCCUUAAAAUUUCAUCUCGUUUCUCUUUCUUUCCCCAAUUCAUACCUCUUUAAUCUAUCUCUUUCUCUCCCAAUUAUCUAAACCUUUGUUAAGAUUAAAGCUUCAUUUCACAUCAAUCAAUCUUCUUCUUAAAUCUCCAAAUCAUGAUCUACUAUGUUUCCAACUCCAAUCAUACAAUAACCUCCUCAUCUUCUUAAAUCUCCAAACCUUCCAAAAAGAUUACGAUUAGUUCUAGGAUUUUACGGACUCAACAGUGUGCAAUUAUUUCAGAAGAGAGAGAAAACACAAUACAUAAAGAGAAAAGAAACACAUUAAAGUAUUAGUAACAAUACAAUAAUUUCUUGAUUUAUAUACAAUAAUUGUUAACCGUUAAGAAUAUAUUGGUUGGAAUAGAUAAUGAUUAAGUUAACACGAUAAUCUAUUUUUUACCAUUUAAGAAAAUAUAUAUCAUGUAACAAUAGUUAUUUUUAACAUCUUGCCAACCAAUUUAAAAAGCGAUAACAUGUUUUAUAACAGUUAACCAAACAUGUACAUGUUAAUAACAACAUAUUGUAUAAAAUGUAACUGCUAAGUUGUGACGUACAAUGUUAUAUGACUUGUUAGACUGGUAACCAAUUUCGUACCAUUUAACAAACUAUGUAUAAGCCAAUGUCAGCUAUUUAUUAAAAUCUUAUAAACCAUUUAAAAAUCUUUAACAUGUAUUGUAACAGCUAAGCAAAGAUUUACAUGCUCAUGAUACUCGCUACUGAAGUGUUAGCUUCGUGUUCUUUUUAUCGAUGUCGGAGAGAACAUAUCUUUCUGACUGUACAGCUCAUACAUACACCAGCAUCUGAAUCGACGAGAUCUAUCCAAUACGUACAGUGGUGGUUGAGACCGAGUGAACCGACGAAGAGAUUGUGGUAGACGAACUCAUGAGGUGAUAAAGAUAUAAGAUUUCCAAACAUCAAGUUCUGCAGAAAUUCAAUCUCCUCGGUUCAUGGUGAGAGAUUUGAUUCAAUCAAUGUUGGGUUUGUGUUAGGAUCUAAUCUUUUCUCCUACCAUUUCUAGAUGAACUCAUCGAAGAGAUCAUUUUAUUGGAUCCACAACUGUGGAUACAUAAAGAGAAAAGUUUAUUUGUAAAAAAUGGGUGUGAUAAUGGAUUAGAGAAGAUGAAAAAGAGAAAAAGAUUAUUAUUUGGCAAAAAAAUUUAGGGAGAUACAAAAAGGAAAAGGAAGAAGUAUGGGCAGGGGCUGGCAGGGCAGGGGCAGAGAGACACGGGGAAGGGCAAGGGUAGAGACAAAAUUGAGGUUUAGAAAUAUCAAUAGUGUUUAGGAUAUUUACCUAAUUAUGGAUUUUUCUAGGUAUAUGAGGCCUAAUUUCUCAAGAUUUUAAAUAGAUUAAUAACAUAUUUACCCCUCUGUUUCUAUUUUUUUUACAUUUUAACCCCAAUGUAUUUUCUGACAUUAGUCAAAAGUCAAAACACACCUCCACAUAAAUAGUCUUUCCCGUUUGCUUCUCUUUACGAACUAUUUUGGUCUCUCUCUCAUCAACAUAAUUUCAGACAAAAAAAAUAUGUCACGAGGAGCAUGCAAAAGAGUAAGCUUUAGUCCUAACCAAGAAGCCACUGAGGAACCUAUAUUCCAAAAACAUCACGACCAGAGAAAGGUAGUCCUCAUUGGAUUUCUCAGUUUCGGUCUCAAGGCCUCGCCUACUGGAAGGAAGCUCAUCCGACGUAUACGAGCUAGAGUCGCCAAAACGCUGCGUUCUAUGUCCUCCGGGAAGAGUACGACCGACAAUACGUCAUCAUUGUUGCUGUCUUCAUCUUCUUCUUCAUCGUCUAUUUAUAUGAAGAGGUCCAAGUCUCUAGCUGAGUCGGAGUCUCACAGAGCAGAAGCUAUUGAAGACUGCAUUGAGUUCUUGAACUCUUCUUUUUCACUGUCCAGAUCAAACUCUGUCUCGACGUGGUCUUCUUGAUUUGACCGGUUAGGAUUCGGAUCAAAUGGAACUCCUACUCUCCUUUUCCUCUGGUGAAAUGUUAAAAGAGUUGAGAAUUGUGAAUUGAGCAUUGUGUAGGAGUAUUUUAAACUACUUUUCAGUUCACAAAAAAUUACGAGGUUAUUGACCUCUUUUCAACACUCAUUUUGAAACCUUUUAACCAAAAAAACAAGGAAAAAAUCCAUUGCAAAUCAUGGAUCAAGUUUGCUGGGGAAAUAGAAAAUUACACAAUUCGUAUGUGUGUUCUUUGGUAUAAACACUAAGUUGUUUAAUGUUAGAACUUCCAU
Brassica napus (rape) is the source of this 2268-nucleotide messenger RNA. RefSeq names its product josephin-like protein. The record is from RefSeq and is a predicted model, not a curated record. The transcript has a single exon. Bases 1559 to 1960 code for a protein of 133 amino acids. Lineage: Eukaryota; Viridiplantae; Streptophyta; Magnoliopsida; Brassicales; Brassicaceae.